GAAGAAGAAGAAGAAGAAGCGGGACGCCUCCGACCGAGACCCUCGUCGUCUUCCACUUCCACCGCGCUGUGGCAGCUGGCAAAGGCAAUCCUCCUCCUUCCCGCGCUCUCUCCUCCUCCUCCCCGGAUUUGAGGCACCCACUUCCUUCCCUUUCCACCUGCUCUUCUCUCCUCUCUCCUUGUGCCUUUGCGCCAUUUCUCCCUUUCUUUCGUUUUCUGUCCAAUUCAAUAAUUAAUUGAAGCCAAGUUGCGAGAGGAGGCGUUAGGUGAGCGCGUGCCCGGCCCGUCGGCCGAGUCUCCGGGAGAAAUCCAUCCCUCCAAGGGGGAUCCGCCGCACCCACCCAGACCCAGGUUCCAAUCCAACUCCCCUAAUCCGCCAUUGAUCUUCUUCUCUCCCCAUCCCCAAAGCCCCGCAGCCAGCAAUAAAGCCAAAGCCGCCGCCUUUUUCUUUAAUCCAAUUCCUUCCGCCAAGGGAUUCAUUCAUUGAUUGCUUCCUUGGAGAAGAGAUGUGCCCGCUGCGGGUCAUCCUCAUCUUCCUCUCCGCCACCAUCGCCGGAUUCUUCCUCAUCCGGGGGCUCAACGCCGAGCCUGACCAAUUCGCCGACGACGACGACAAGGCCUCCGAGUCGGGAUCUCCCAGGGCGCCCGUACCCAUCCCUUCCAAGGUUGGAUCGGCUGUGAAAACUGGAUUCUGGACUCUGGUGGAUAUGGCAAGCGGGCGGUACCUCUGGCGCACCCUUGUCGCACAACCCGCACAAUCUGAGUCAGAAAAGGCCCGGUGACAAAUGUUCAUAAUUUAUUUUGUAUUUUUUUCUGAUUUAGUGCCAACAGAGAUGAGGAUAGGCACAAUCUGUUGUUCUUACAUGUUGGUGUUGAUAUGUACUAUGGCGGCAAAUGUAACAUGGCUGGGGACUAUAUGCUACAGUAAAUGUGCAGAAUUGUUCAUGUUUGAGCAUUGAGUUGUAGAAUACUGUAAGUGUGUGCAAUGCUGGGAGUAUGGACUUUGGACAUGGCAUUUGGGCUGAAGUUUGCACGAUUUUGUCUUUGCACUAAACCCAUGCUUAAAUGUGAGACUUGGAGCAUGUAAUAAAUUUUAGUAGCUGAAAUCUGGAAAUGUCA
Molecule: messenger RNA, 1118 nt
Organism: Panicum hallii
Lineage: Eukaryota; Viridiplantae; Streptophyta; Magnoliopsida; Poales; Poaceae
Exons: 2
Coding region: 506-781 (91 amino acids)
Source: RefSeq, a predicted model, not a curated record